Messenger RNA from Pantherophis guttatus, 1569 nucleotides. Lineage: Eukaryota; Metazoa; Chordata; Lepidosauria; Squamata; Colubridae. The record is from RefSeq and is a predicted model, not a curated record.
GAUAAUUUUGAACAACUUGAGUCUUUUACUGAGAGAUUUGUAGAGCGAGUAUAUUCGUGUUCCUAUUCAAAGCCUGCUCCAUCUGUGAAAGGCUGGACAAGGUGCACAGAGAAAGAAAAACGGAGGCGUCUGUCUCAAGAGUUGAGGGAAAAAAUUCUGUCCCUGAAUGGCUACCACAUUUACUACACCGUCUGGACUGUUGCACAUGCUUUACAUGCGGCCUAUUCUCUCCGGUCCCAGAGAAGGGCCACAAAGAAUAGAAACAGGUCAGGAGUUCAAAGAGUACAGCCUUGGCAGCUUCACCCUUUCCUGCGCAUCUCCCAGCAUUACAAUAAUUCCCUACAGGGAGUCUAUUUGGAUGAAAAAGGGGACCUGGCAGCUGACUUUGACAUCACGUAUUGGGUGAGGUUUCCCAACUGGUCUGUUUACAAAACGAACAUUGGGAGCCUGGAAAGAGAGGGAUGCUCAGAAGGCACAUUCAAUUUCAGAAUGGACCAGGAUGCAAUCAAGAGGGCCGUGCAAGUUGAUGAGCACCUGCCAAGGUCUCGGUGUGUGGCUAGCUGCCUGCCUGGAUCUGUCAGGCUGCUGGACCCCAUGAAGCCAGUUUGCUGUUACCGUUGUGUUCCUUGUGCAGAAGGGACCAUCUCCACUCAGGAAGAUGCUGAACAUUGUGUGAGAUGCCCCAAGAACCAGCAACCUAACAAGGAGCGAAUUCGGUGUGUUCCUAAGGUAAUCGUCUUCCUAUCCUACACAGAAGAUCUGGGGAUCAUCCUUACUUCUGUUACUGUAUUUUUCUCUUUGAACACCUGCUUUGUUUUAAUCAUAUUCAUUAAGCACCUGGAAACUCCAGUAGUCAAAGCCAACAACCGGGACCUGUCCUACCUACUCCUCAUUGCCCUCCUGCUGUCCUUCAUGUCUUCCUUCUUCUUCAUUGGCCAGCCAAGUAGAGUCACCUGCCUUCUUCGACAAGCAGCCUUCAGCAUCAUUUUCUCUGUGGCUGUCUCUUCUCUCUUGGCCAAAACCGUUAUGGUGGUGCUGGCAUUCCUAGCCACCAAGCCAGGAAAUAAUGUGAGGAAAUGGCUGGGGAAGCCUUUGGGGAACUCCAUUGUCCUUUGUUGCUCUUUUGUCCAAGUUACAAUCAGCGCUAUCUGGUUAGGUACCUCUCCCCCAUUCCCAGACUCAGAUAUGACUUCCCAGGCAGGAGAGAUUGUUCUGCAGUGCAACGAAGGCUCUGUUGCCAUGUUCUACACAGCUCUCUGCUACAUGGGCUUCCUUGCAGCCAUCUGCUUCACCGUAGCUUUUGCAGCCCGAAGUCUGCCUGGGGCCUUUAAUGAAGCCAAGCUGAUCACCUUCAGCAUGCUGGUUUUUUGUAGCGUUUGGAUCUCCUUUGUGCCCACCUACCUCAGCACCAAGGGCAAGUACAUGAUAGCUGUGCAGGUCUUCUCCAUCUUGGCCUCCAGUGCUGGACUGCUGGGCUGCAUCUUUUUCCCCAAGUGCUACAUUAUUCUUUUUCGACCUGAUCUGAAUAAAAAGGAGCAGCUUAUUUUGAAAAGCAAAACAGAAAUGUGA